AUAAAAAAAUAAAAAUAAAGGAGGAGAGAGUCCGUUUUUAAUAGAAGAGGCGACGAAGUUGUGGUAAAAGAGAAAAAGAGACCCGUUUAUUGCGCCAAAACCAGAGAGGUGCUUCUCUCUCUCUCUCUUUCUCUCAUUCCAUUCUUGUUCCAUUUUGAUCUCACCGUCAGAUUUCCUUACAGGCUUUCGUUAGUUCCUUUCUCCGAUUUGUCAUUGUCUGUUUAGGACACGAUUUCUUUCUAGGGUAAUUCUCGUUUUUUUGUUUUGACAUUUCUUUAUCAAUCCAACAGUUGAACUUUUUGCUUGUAAUUUGACUCAAUUCUGAAACUUUCGUUAAUAAUUUGUCAAUUUACGGAUCGUGAUCAUUGGCUGUUGAUCGGAUUUUAGGAUUCUACUGAUCUAGCGAUUCCAGAAGAAAAAAAAAGUAGAGAUUUUGAUUAAUGGUGUUUAUGGAGUUUGUGUCUUAUUUCAAUGCUUUGCAUUUUUUUUAAUCUGAUCUAGUGAUGAUAUUUGGCUAUUCAAUUUGUGUGUGUUUCUGCAGACGAUUUUUGAUAUACAGGCAAUGGAUCCUCCUGUGUCGGAUCUUGAGAGUAUUGAAGAUCAGAAAGAAGGAGGACCUUCCUUUCACUGUGAUCUUUACGAUACACAAGUAGUUCACAAGAUUGCUCAGGUUUUUCUCCCUGGUUUAGCCACUGCUUGUGUCGAUAACACUACCGGAGAUAUCUUCAGGAGUCCUGGUUCUGUUGCUGCUGACAUUCGAAAAGAAAUGAUAGAGUACUUGACUCGUAGAAGCGAAACCUUUGUGGCUGAACACAUUGUUCUUCAAGGAGGUUCUGAGAUUGAAGCUUCUCAUGAUCCUUUUGACAUUAUAUCUGAUUUCAUCGAUGAUUUCGCCACUUCUAAGCGGAAUUUGUUCAGCCGGGUUUCGGGUUGGAUGCUUAGCGAAAGGAGAGAAGAUAAUAUCGAUGAUUUCGCGCAAGAGAUGGAGAUAAGCGGGUUUUGGUUGACUGAUCAUAGAGAAGGUAUCGCUCAGACUUUGCUUAAAAACGUUGAUUUUAAAAGCAGUGCACAUUGUGAGAUGAAAUUCCAAACCGAAGGAGAACUCGCCGAGCACGCCAUGAAUUGUGGGUAUAGAACAAUGAACUGUGAGAAUGAGGGUUGUACUGCGGUGUUUUGUGCGAAUCAGAUGGAGAAUCACGAUUCUGUUUGCCCGUUCAAGAUCAUUCCGUGUGAGCAGAACUGCUCAGAGAGUAUCAUGAGACGUGAUAUGGAUAGGCAUUGUAUAACCGUAUGUCCUAUGAAACUUGUCAACUGUCCAUUUCAUUCUGUUGGUUGUCUCUCUGAUGUACAUCAAUGUGAGGUCCAACAACAUCAUUUGGAUAAUGUUAGCUCUCAUUUGAUGUACAUUCUUCGGAGUAUUUACAAGGAAGCAUCUCUGGAUGAUCUCAAACCCCGAGCUGAACAGAUACAGCAGUUGUCUACUAGGUUAUCUGAAGCUCGUAAUGCAAGAUCACUAACAAAUCUGGUCAAGGAAAUUGAUGGAAAGCUGGGGCCUUUAGAAAUCAAACCAAAGAUUGUUACUGACUCGGAAUCCGAUAAACCUGAAAAUACAGAAAAGAAAGCCUUAGAAGAAGCUGAGAUUAAAGAAAAACCAGAGACGAGUAACUUAAAAGCUGUUACAUUGGAGCAAACCGCGAGAGAAGCUCCGGAAGAUAAAUUGGUUUCAAAAGAAGUAGAUGCUGCAAUGGUGAAAGAAGCUGCAAAGAAAGUUUCAGAAGCUGAGAUAGCAGACAAUGUUAAUGAAGAAGGCGAAUUAAAAGCGCAGAAGCUUUUAGAAAUAGGCGAGUUCAUCAAAGAAGGAGACAACAACUCUGCAGAUGAUUUAUCAGAGAGAACCGAAACCAAAGCUCCAGAAGUUGUGGUCAUGGAUGAGGCUAGAGAGGAGGAGGAUAGUGUAGAGACAAAAGACACAAGAACAUAUGAAACAAUCAGAGGUUUAGAGAUUGAAGCCAAUGAAAUGAUUGAUGAAGAGACAAAGAAAUCGACUGAAACCAAAACCGAAGCUCCAUCAAGAAUAGUCAUGGACAAAGAGGGGGAUGAAGAGACAAAGAAAUCAACUGAAACAGAAACCGAAGCUCCAUCGAGAAUAGUCAUGGAGACAGAGAAGGAUGAAGAGACUAUGAACUCUAGGGCUCGUGCUUCGGAUGAAGCUGAAGCACUGUCAAAGAGCUCUCAAGGUUUUUCUACGGUGCAAGCUGAAACCGUACCCCAUAUGUCUUAACAUCUUUUGUUGAGACAGUUCAAACUCUUGAAGCUAGCAUGGAGUGUAUGUUUUCUUUUCAUUUAACCAAAGAUUGUUUCUUUUGUCUGUCUGAAAAUAUUUGAGUCAUCAAAUGUAUCCAAUUUUGUAUUGCUUAAUCAAUUGAUUGGUUUUUUGCCGUAAUUCAUCAAUUCAUUAUGAUUGUCC
This is a messenger RNA of Arabidopsis thaliana (thale cress), 2467 nucleotides long. Its product is annotated as TRAF-like superfamily protein. Lineage: Eukaryota; Viridiplantae; Streptophyta; Magnoliopsida; Brassicales; Brassicaceae. The transcript has 2 exons. Gene Ontology annotation, molecular function: zinc ion binding. Bases 563 to 2281 code for a protein of 572 amino acids. The record is from RefSeq and is marked reviewed.